This is a messenger RNA of Echinostoma caproni, 354 nucleotides long. NCBI's taxonomy places the organism in Eukaryota, Metazoa, Platyhelminthes, Trematoda, Plagiorchiida, Echinostomatidae. The record is from the annotation of a GenBank genome assembly.
AUGACGAUCGGAGUCUGCUGCAGACCGCCAGACACAGCUUCGGUGGCCAUCCUGGACGAUAUGCGUCGAUGGGCUAGCGACGGUCACUGUUUUAUUCUAGGUGAUUUCAAUGUGCUUCUAAUCGACUGGGACAAAAAUCGCUGCCCACCUGGAGCGGACCGAUUCUCUAAAGACCUCCUCACAGUCGUGAACCAGUUGAUCCUGCAUCAGUACUCCCGCGAGCCCACCAAGAUCAACGAUUCUGCCCAGACAGUCCUUGAUCUAGUGUUAUUCCCUCGAACAUCGGGCGUCGACGCCAUCAAUCACUUCCAACCACUCGGUUCGAUCCAUCAUUUGACCCUGUUGGUGCGUUGA